GUCCUCUGCCUUCAGUAGAGGUGACUCCCGGAGUGGCAUUGGCAGCAGUCAGUGCAGUCAUGGCCUUCUGCAUCCCGCGUCCUGCUGCCCGCCUGUCCUCCGGCGCCUCCGGGGCGCUGAAAUACGCCCAGCGGUCUUAUGCAUCUCAGAGCUCCUUAAAGGAGGUGGUGAUUGCAAGUGCAGUAAGAACCCCCAUCGGAUCAUUCCAGGGGUCCCUGUCCUCUCUUCCUGCCACUAAGCUUGGCUCUGUCGCCAUUAAAGCUGCAGUUGAACGAGCCGGUAUUCCUGCAGAGGAGAUCAAUGAGGUGUACAUGGGCAAUGUCCUGCAGGCAGCGCAGGGACAAGCACCAACACGACAGGCCACACUUGGUGCAGGUCUGCCCAUCUCUACACCCACCACCACAAUCAACAAGGUCUGUGCCUCUGGCAUGAAGUCCAUCAUGUUAGCAGCCCAAAGCCUGAUGUGCGGACACCAGAAUGUGAUGGUAGCUGGUGGGAUGGAGAGCAUGUCUAAUGUACCCUAUUGCAUGAGCAGAGGAGCCACGCCAUAUGGUGGAGUAAAACUGGAGGAUCUGAUUGUGAAAGAUGGACUUACUGAUGUCUACAACAAAAUCCACAUGGGAAACUGUGCAGAAAACACAGCAAAGAAGUUCAGCAUUGGGCGGGAAGAACAAGAUAAUUUUGCAAUCGGCUCUUACACCAGAAGUAAAGCCGCCUGGGACGCCGGGUUAAUGGCAAAAGAAAUUGCACCUGUUACUAUUGCACAGAAAGGGAAACCAGAUGUUGUUGUACAAGAGGAUGAGGAAUAUAAGCGAGCAGAUUUCACCAAGUUUCCAAAACUAAAGACAGUUUUCCAAAAAGACAAUGGCACAGUAACUGCAGCCAAUGCCAGCACACUGAACGAUGGGGCAGCCGCCUUGGUUCUUAUGACUUCAGAAGCUUCAGACAGACUCAAAGUCAAGCCUCUGGCGCGGAUCCUUGCUUUUGCCGAUUCUGCCGUAGACCCCAUUGACUUCCCUAUUGCACCCGCAUAUGCUAUUCCUAAGAUCCUGAGUGCUACUGGGCUAAAGAAAGAGGAUAUUGCCAUGUGGGAGAUCAAUGAAGCAUUCAGUGUUGUCGUAUUGGCCAAUGUAAAAAUGUUGGACAUUGACCCUGCAAAAGUCAACAUUAAUGGUGGAGCAGUGUCUCUUGGCCACCCCAUUGGGAUGUCGGGGGCUAGAAUUGUUGGUCACAUGGCUCACGCGCUGAAGAAGGGACAGUUCGGUAUUGCCAGUAUCUGUAAUGGUGGAGGAGGUGCCUCAGCAAUCUUGAUCGAGAAGUUAUAGAACUUUAAAAGCCAAAUGCCAGACCGUAAAUCGGAGCAUCCACAGUCCACGCACUUUAUAAUCUUUUCUGUUACACUUAGAAUUCUGUUACAGCUUUCUUUAGGGCUACAGGAAUCCUUUCUAGAAUAUAUUUGGCUUACAAGGUGUGGAACCAUUAAAUGUCUAGGGACCUCUGCACUGCAGGACUUCACCUGCGAUUUGGAAUUCUCUUAACGUUGGCACGUGCUUGUACCCUGCCUUUACAAAGUAUCUGACAAUCUAAUACAGAUGUACAGAAACAUUAAGCUGUACCUGAAUGUACAAGGUUUCUGUCAUCUUCAACGGCUGAAGUGUUUAGACAGAAAUCCUACAUGUCGGUAUCA
Molecule: messenger RNA, 1687 nt
Organism: Bufo gargarizans (Asiatic toad)
Lineage: Eukaryota; Metazoa; Chordata; Amphibia; Anura; Bufonidae
Gene: ACAT1
Product: acetyl-CoA acetyltransferase 1
Exons: 12
Coding region: 60-1325 (421 amino acids)
Biological process (GO): fatty acid beta-oxidation
Molecular function (GO): acetyl-CoA C-acetyltransferase activity
Source: RefSeq, a predicted model, not a curated record